AUGUUUAGAAACGUUGCUAAUGCUUUCCGUUUAACUGGACGUACUACAUUUAGAGUUCGUCCAACUUCAAUCAGAUCUUACUCUGUAUUCGACCGUUCUAAGCCCCAUGUUAACAUUGGUACCAUCGGACAUGUUGAUCACGGUAAGACCACUUUGACUGCUGCCAUCACUAAAGUUUUAUCUGACAAGGGUGGUGCUUCUUUCUUAGAUUACGGAGCUAUUGAUAGAGCUCCAGAAGAAAGAGCUAGAGGUAUUACCAUUUCUACUGCCCACGUUGAAUACGAAACUGAAAAGAGACAUUAUGCCCAUGUUGACUGUCCAGGUCACGCUGAUUACAUUAAGAAUAUGAUUACUGGUGCUGCUCAAAUGGAUGGUGCUAUUAUUGUUGUUGCAGCUUCUGAUGGUCAAAUGCCACAAACUAGAGAGCAUUU
Messenger RNA from Debaryomyces fabryi, 431 nucleotides. RefSeq lists its product as uncharacterized. Gene Ontology annotation, molecular function: GTP binding; GTPase activity; translation elongation factor activity. The record is from RefSeq and is a predicted model, not a curated record. The annotation marks the transcript as partial. Gene Ontology annotation, cellular component: mitochondrion. NCBI's taxonomy places the organism in Eukaryota, Fungi, Ascomycota, Pichiomycetes, Serinales, Debaryomycetaceae. Gene Ontology annotation, biological process: mitochondrial translational elongation. The transcript has a single exon.